Molecule: messenger RNA, 306 nt
Organism: Monascus purpureus
Lineage: Eukaryota; Fungi; Ascomycota; Eurotiomycetes; Eurotiales; Aspergillaceae
Source: the annotation of a GenBank genome assembly
AUGCAUGAUGUAACAAAUUGGCUAAGUGACGAAAGUACAACAUACAAUAUCCCCGACAAACUAGGAGAGUUGUCGGUACAGAGUACACAUGUGCUCGAAACUAAUCAUCUGCUUGGCCUCCAAUACACGUCCAUCUGGAUAAUGUCGCCACGCAUCAAGUGCCAGGUGAAGCCUUUGCUGGAUGCAUGGAUCCAGCAAAGGCCCACCCGCAAUGAAGGCCGUCUGGUCAGCAAUCUUGCCAUGCCGCUUGUUCGUGGAUUCCAAACCCGUUCUUGUCAACGGUGCCGGAAAUCCAUGUGUGCAUGA